AUGAGCUCCUUUCUAUCAUUCUUGAAUCAGAAGCUUGCUGGCGACAAAGCUUCUCAGGGUCGGACGACAGUCGGGGACAAUGGCCUAGUUGCGCAACAACGGAAAGAAUUCUUGCAGAUGUAUCAGGCGUACGAAAAGGUGUUCAAAUCUGCAGCCACGGUAGACGUUGCUUGGGCUUUCAAAACCGAUAGAGCAGGCGAACUGGAGGCAGCAAUCGAGUCGUUUCCAAGGACCUCGAGCAUCGUCAUGGAGGGGCUCCUUCGCCUUGCGAAUCUUCUUCCCUCGUUUGGCGUUGUCGUCAAUUCAUGGUAUUCAAUUUUUCAGUUAAAUUUCGCUAGGGCGAAGGAGCACAAGAAGGUCUUGUUCGUGUUGUUGCAAAUUCAGGCUACGUUGUGCACGCUGUUUCAACUGAAGCAGGUCAAUAGCGUAUCAGUGCGGUCUGAAGCAGACAGGCUAUCGUUGCAACGGCUUCUCAUCAGCCUGGCCCAGAUCAUAACGGAAUGUGGAAGUGAUCUUAAUUAUUAUUUGAGCACAAAUACCCCAGUUAGAUUGUUCUACGUGAAUUUUUUUGAAAAGCAGUGGUUGAUUCACGUCAACAAGCUGAUCAAGAGACGCGAAGAGCUGCAGAAGUUCGUCGACAGCAUUUUAUCUCUACAUGGGGUCCGGACAACUUCGAUUAAGGACCUCGGUGAAAAAGUUAUGAAUCUGAACGUCAGCGAAACACCCGAGGAGACGAACAAGCGUUUUCACAUUUUCAAGGCUCGCUUCUUGGCUAGACUCCGAACGAAGGACGAGUUAGACGUUAUCUCAACGAUAAAUGAGAGAAUUGGUAAUUUAGCUCAAGAGAAUCCCUUAGAAGGUCAGGUCCGGCUGCGGGAGAUAUUUCUGGACCUCUUUUGCAAAGAGGACCUGGUUGAAUUGGUUGGAUAUGUUGGGAACUGCGUGUCAAAGGUCAUGGAUCGUGAAGGGCCUAAAAGAAUGGGCAACGAUUCUUCCAGCCAUUCCCAUCGAUUCAACAAGUUGCUCGAAAUGGUGAACAGGAUUCUGGAGCGCAGGAUAGCUCGAGUACAAAGGCAAAUUAAGGAGAUGCAGCAAUCUGGCAUCAAAGUCGAGUCGCCUUUCGUUAUAUCGGUCUCAAAGAUGAAUGGAGGGAAGAGAUAUAUCUUGGUAAAGGCUCCAACCACAUUGGAAGAUCCGAAUUUCGAAUCGAGUGUGGAGAUCCGAAUUUUUAUUCUUAAGCUUCGUGAGUACAUCGGGGGGCAAGAAGGAUCCAAUGACCACUGGGUCUUGGAUUAUGUCGACCUCGCCCAUAUCCAGCCCAUCGCCGAGGCAUUGGGAAGCCCUGCAUCCGGAUCAGUCAAUGUGCGAAACGUUCAUCAGUUUGCAUUAUCAAGACCAGACGGCCUCAGAUUAUGCACUGUCGCGGAGGAGCAUACUCAUGAAACACCGGCUUCAGUUGACCCUAGGCUAGUAGAACUGGCUUGUCAUGUUGCACAAAUGCAGGAAGAAGUCAUAUCUGCCAACCUCAAAGAUGCAUCGUUCAACCUCAUGUGCCCUAACGAUGCCAAACUAGUUGGAGGGCCGGAGCGAGUCGAAACGUGGAUACUGCCGUUGCUUCAUCUACUUCUUCAACGCCACCUAGAGAUUAUCCAGAUCGCACAGAACAUUGUUCUUGAUGAACUAGAAAUGAUAGCACACAAUCAGUCUCUGGUGUCUACCUUUAGAACAUUUGAAGGUCGGAUUAAAGAGCUUGAUGAGAUGUUCAAGCUUGACGAAAAGUACGAUCUCGAAAGGCAGUUAAAAAGCUUUGCCUAUGGCAUGUUCUCGACAUACAUGGACAAGAAGGCAGCCGCAAGUUCUGAGCAGAACAAGUUAAACACAUUUAAGAAUGCCAAUGGUCAUCCCAAUCACAACUUUUCCAAUUGGAAGCGUAUCGCUAUCGAUACCUCUAUCUUGGUUUAUGGCCCAGGAAAGCCCUUUGAAUUUACAGAAUGCGAUCAUACGCUCCCGCCUCCCGACAGCAGGACACACCCUCUUCAAGACGCCUGGCACGGUUCCACUCUCCAGAUAUAUAUUAAAUCCUUCAAUGCAGACAUGACGUUCACCGGCACUGGCGAAGCGAUCAACUUCACGGCUGAUAUAGUUGGCAAAGUUGUACCGAUUUCGCAAGAAAACCCCAAGGGAUGCCUAAUGGUCUACUUCAGAGGGAGGUUGCCUGACGAGUUAGAUUUGGUGGACAUUUUGUUCAAAGGAAUGUACGAUCCCGACAGAGACAUUAUCGAAGGAGAGACGGCAUCAUAUGACGGAUAUGAUGUUGAUUCCAUUGCUUCCUUGACGUUCGACACCUCCGUUUCUCAACCCGUGACGUUUGGUAGAGCUCGACCUUAUGCCACCCGGUUCAGGUGGCUCCUAAAUGAGUCCUCGGACAACUCCUCAAACAUUGCUCGGAGACGCUGGAAGUUUGCCACACAAGCUACGUUGCUCAAAGUACAGGCUGAUAUGAAUUCGGUAAAAAUCGUCCAGCGGGGCCUUCAGGAUCACCGGAAUUGGCACCGAAAACUGAAAAACGCUGGUCUCGAUGACCCCGAGCUAGACUUCUUGAAGACUGAAAUGAUGAACUAUCCUCCAGAGAACGUCCGACUAUACGCUAGCCUGUAUACAUAUCUGUACGCAAGACGAUCACAUGCAUUGUGA
This is a messenger RNA of Psilocybe cubensis, 2694 nucleotides long. RefSeq lists its product as uncharacterized. The transcript is spliced from 9 exons. Lineage: Eukaryota; Fungi; Basidiomycota; Agaricomycetes; Agaricales; Agrocybaceae. Bases 1 to 2694 code for a protein of 897 amino acids. The record is from RefSeq and is a predicted model, not a curated record.